AGUGUACAUUGCUUGAUAGUUCAGUGCAUUUGAGUGCAAGCAGGCAGCGCAGUGGGCAGACUGCAGGUAUGCCCAGAGCAAAGAUCUCCCUGCUGGAGGUGUGGCGCAGGAACCGAACAACUCGCCUGAAGAAAUCCAAAGACCUGAAACUAUGGCCACAUCAACUGGAGAAGCUAAGGGAUCCCGAGGUGGUGGCAUCCCUCACCCAGCAGAAUGCCAAGAUGGCCUGCCUGCUCCCCCCCACAGGCACCGAUGUGUUUCGCCGCUUCACGCCGGAGACGCUGGUGGAAAUCGAGCGGCGCAUGGUGGAAGAAGCUUCUGAGCAGGAGCGCAAGAAAGCCCUGAACAUUGAGGUUGCUGAAGAGGACCUUCCUAAACCCUCCAGUGACCUGGAGGCAGGGAAGUCUUUGCCCUUCAUCUAUGGAGACCCACCACCAGAGCUCCUCAAUGUACCUCUGGAGGACCUGGACCCAUACUACAAAGCACAGAAAACCUUCAUCGUGAUCAGUAAAGGAAAUACAAUCAAUCGGUUCAAUGCAGAGUCUGCCUGUUACAUUCUAAAUCCAUUUAGUCCUGUCCGCCGAGGAGCCAUCAGAAUACUCAUACAUUCAUUGUUCAGCAUGUUCAUCAUGGUAACAAUCCUGUCCAACUGUGUGUUUAUGACGAUGAGUAACCCCCCAGAAUGGAGCAAAAUUAUGGAAUACGUUUUCACAGGUAUUUACACGUUUGAGGCACUGAUUAAAGUCUUGUCUAGAGGAUUCUGUAUUGGAGACUUUACAUUCCUUCGAGAUCCAUGGAACUGGCUGGAUUUCAUGGUGAUUAGCAUGGCGUAUCUUACAGAGUUUGUGGACCUGGGGAACGUGUCAGCUCUGAGGACCUUCCGUGUUCUCCGAGCCCUGAAAACUAUUACUGUAAUUCCUGGUCUCAAAACCAUUGUUGGUGCGCUCAUCCAGUCCGUAAAGAAACUAGCAGAUGUCAUGAUCCUGACCGUCUUCUGUCUCAGCGUCUUUGCGCUCAUCGGCCUUCAGCUGUUCAUGGGAAAUCUGCGCCAGAAGUGUGUCGUUUGGCCUCCGGUAUUCCCACUCAUCAAUGGCACAACAAACAUGAAUGCGACAGCAAGCUUCAGUGACAAACUAUAUGCAAAUAGUUCUUUUGACUAUGAAGAAUACAUCAAUAAUGAAGAGAACUACUACUUUAUUCCUGGUUCUAUGGAUGCACUUCUGUGUGGAAACAGCUCUGAUUCUGGGCGGUGUCCAGAGGGAUACAUGUGCCUGAAAGCUGGGAGGAACCCAAAUUAUGGAUACACCAGCUACGACAACUUCGGCUGGGCCUUCCUCGCACUCUUCCGCCUCAUGACCCAAGACUUCUGGGAAAACCUGUUUCAGCUGACUCUUCGGUCUGCUGGGAAGACCUACAUGAUCUUCUUUGUCGUCAUAAUCUUCUUGGGCUCUUUCUACCUUAUCAACCUCAUUCUGGCUGUGGUGGCCAUGGCAUACGCAGAACAAAAUGAGGCCACCAAAGCUGAAGCUAAAGCGAAGGAAGAGGAAUAUGAGAUAAUGCUGGAACAGCUGAGGAAACAUGCUGAGCAAAAAAAGGGCAUGGCUAAUGGCAGCUGCACCUCACUCUCAAGCAAGAAGAAAGAUGAUGGCAGUUCUGAGCAUGAUUUAACUGAUGAUGGGGGUGGCAGAGUGAAGACCCAACAUGACAGCAUUGCUCUGAAAGAGGUAUCAAAACUGAAUGGAUCCAAAGCAAGCAUGAACCACCUAGACGUGACCAAUGGGCAUAAUAGAAAACCCAGUGUAGCGGGCAGUGCUAUAGAUGAAUUAGAAGAGUUGGAAAGACCUUGCCCACCUUGCUGGUACACAUUUGCAGACAUAUUCCUAAAGUGGGACUGCUGCACACCAUGGAUCCGGUUUAAAAAGUUUGUGUACUUCAUUGUGAUGGACCCUUUUGUGGACCUGGGCAUCACUAUCUGCAUCGUUUUGAACACUGUGUUCAUGGCCAUGGAGCACUACCCAAUGACUGAAGAGUUUGAAUCAGUCUUAAGUGUUGGGAACUUGGUCUUCACAGGCAUCUUCACAGCUGAGAUGGUCCUCAAACUCAUCGCAAUGGACCCAUACUACUACUUCCAGGUCGGCUGGAACAUAUUCGACAGUAUCAUAGUAACAAUGAGCCUAGUGGAGCUGGGCUUGGCCAAUGUAGAAGGACUGUCUGUGCUCAGGUCCUUCCGUCUUAUGCGUGUCUUCAAGCUGGCGAAGUCCUGGCCAACGCUAAACAUGCUGAUUAAGAUCAUCGGUAACUCUGUGGGUGCCCUCGGCAACCUCACCCUUGUCUUGGCCAUCAUCGUCUUCAUCUUUGCUGUGGUGGGGAUGCAGCUGUUUGCUGGCAGCUACAAGAGCUGUGUGUGCAAGAUCUCUGAGGACUGCGAGCUGCCCCGCUGGCACAUGACCGACUUCUUCCAUUCCUUCCUCAUCGUGUUCCGGAUCCUGUGCGGGGAGUGGAUCGAGACCAUGUGGGACUGCAUGGAGGUGGCGGGUCAGGGCAUGUGCAUCGUAGUCUUCAUGAUGGUCAUGGUGAUCGGCAACCUGGUGGUUUUGAACCUCUUCUUGGCUUUGCUGCUUAGCUCCUUCAGUGGAGACAACAUGGCAUCUGAUGACGACGGUGAAAUGAACAACCUUCAGAUUGCCAUUGGAAGAAUCACCAGGGCCAUUGACUGGGUUAAGGCCACUGUUACUGGACAGGCCAGGAGUGUGCUAGGUCUCAAGCCUGUGGAAAAAGAGAAAAAAGGAAAUGAUGAAGACGACUUCAGAUGCAACAACGAUUUAGUCCUGAACCACAUGGAAUCAGGGGAUAAGCUGGAUGGUGCUGCUGAAAGAGCUAUUGUCCUUUCAGUCAAAGUUCCAAUGGCAAAGCGGGAGUCUGAUUUUGAAAGCCCUUAUGAUGACACGUCUGAUGAUGAAGACAAGAAAGCUGAUGAAAAAUCAAAACUAAAAGACUCAGGUGGAGAUGACUCGUCUUGCAGCACCGUGGACAAGCCACCCGAGGUAGAAGAAGCUGAAUCAGAGGAAGAAGAAGAUCCAACCACCCCAGAGGACUGCUAUACUGAGAAGUGCAUCAGACGGUGUCCCUGCCUGGAUUUAGAUAUCACUCAGGGCAGAGGAAAGUCCUGGUGGGCCUUCCGGAAGACCUGCUUCCUCAUUGUGGAGCACAACUAUUUUGAGACCUUCAUCAUCUUCAUGAUUCUGCUUAGCAGCGGUGCUUUGGCUUUUGAGGACAUUUACCUUGAGCAACGAAGAACAAUUAAAAUAAUCCUGGAGUACGCAGAUCAAGUCUUCACAUAUAUCUUUGUGGUGGAGAUGCUCCUUAAGUGGUGUGCAUAUGGUUUCAAGACUUACUUCACAAAUGCUUGGUGUUGGCUGGACUUCCUCAUUGUUGAUGUCUCCUUGAUCAGUUUGACUGCAAACAUUUUGGGUUAUUCUGAGCUUGGGCCAAUCAAAUCUCUGCGGACACUGAGAGCACUGAGGCCACUUCGUGCUCUAUCUAGAUUUGAAGGAAUGAGGGUGGUGGUCAAUGCUCUGGUUGGGGCCAUCCCCUCUAUUUUCAAUGUCAUGCUGGUGUGCCUGAUUUUUUGGCUAAUCUUCAGUAUAAUGGGAGUGAAUCUGUUUGCUGGGAAGUUCUACCACUGCAUUAACACCACCUCUGAGGAGAUCUUCCCUCCUGAGGUGGUCAACAACAAAAGUGAAUGCUUUUUACUCAUUGAAGGUGGUUAUGAUGCACGAUGGGUAAACCAGAAGGUCAACUAUGACAAUGUGGGCAUGGGAUACCUGUCUCUGCUGCAAGUGGCUACGUUUAAAGGAUGGAUGGAUAUAAUGUAUGCUGCUGUGGAUUCUCGGAACGUAGAAGAUCAGCCAUCUUAUGAGAUAAACCUCUACAUGUACAUAUACUUUGUGAUUUUCAUCAUCUUUGGAUCAUUCUUCACCCUCAAUCUGUUUAUUGGUGUCAUCAUUGACAAUUUCAACCAACAAAAGUCAAAGUUAGGAGGGCAAGACCUCUUUAUGACAGAAGAUCAGAAGAAAUACUACAACGCCAUGAAGAAGCUAGGUUCUAAAAAGCCACAGAAACCUAUCCCACGCCCCCAAAACUGCUGUCAAGGCUUCGUCUUCGACCUCGUCACAAAGCAGUUCUUUGACAUCUUGAUAAUGGUGUUGAUCUGUCUGAAUAUGAUCACCAUGAUGGCGGAGACAGAUGAGCAGAGUAUAGAAGUAGAGGAAAUCCUCUUCUACAUCAAUUUUGCUUUUAUCGUGAUCUUCACUGGCGAGUGUGUGCUUAAAAUCAUUGCCCUUCGUCAGUACUACUUCUCUGUGGGAUGGAAUAUUUUUGAUUUCAUCGUGGUCAUUCUUUCAAUUUUGGGCAUAGUGCUGGCAGACAUCAUUGAGAAAUAUUUUGUGUCACCCACCCUUUUCCGUGUCAUCCGGCUUGCCAGGAUAGGCCGUGUUCUGCGUCUGAUCCGAGGAGCUAAAGGCAUUCGGACGCUGUUGUUCGCUCUCAUGAUGUCUCUUCCUGCUCUCUUUAACAUCGGCCUGCUCCUCUUUUUAAUCAUGUUCAUUUUCUCUAUAUUUGGCAUGUCCAACUUUGCCUAUGUGAAAAAAGAAAUGGGCAUCGAUGACAUGUUCAAUUUUGAAACCUUUGGGAACAGCAUCAUAUGCCUCUUUAUGAUCACGACUUCUGCAGGAUGGGAUGGGCUCUUGUCCCCUAUCCUUAACAGCGCACCUCCUGACUGCGAUCCAGAUAUCCAGAACCCCGGCUCGGACGUCAGGGGUAACUGUGGGAACCCGGCAGUGGGAAUUGUCUUUUUCUGUACCUACAUUGUCAUAUCCUUCCUUGUGGUGGUCAACAUGUACAUCGCUAUUAUCCUGGAGAACUUCAACGUGGCAACUGAGGAGAGUGGCGAGCCCUUGUGCGAGGAUGACUUUGAGAUGUUCUAUGAGACUUGGGAAAGGUUCGACCCGGAUGCUUCUCAGUUCAUUGCCUACAGCUCUCUGUCUGAUUUCUGCGACACGCUGAAGGACCCACUGAGGAUUCCCAAGCCAAACACGAUAAAGUUGAUCACCAUGGACCUCCCCAUGGUACCAGGCGACAAGAUCCACUGUCUGGACAUCUUGCUGGCUCUCACAGCUGAAGUGCUUGGUGAGUCUGAGGCUAUGGACUCUCUCAAAGCGACCAUGGAGGAGAAAUUCAUGGCCAACAAUCCAUCCAAAGUGUCUUACGAGCCAAUAACCACCACUCUUCGGCGCAAGCAGGAGGAGGUGGCUGCCGUGGUCAUCCAAAGAGCCUACCGUAAGCACGUGCUCAAGCGCACUCUCAAACAAGCCUCUUACAUGUUCAGAGAAAAGUCUGAUUUGACAAGGAAAGGCGAGGAGCCUCCAGAGAAAGUAGGAAUGGUUGCAAAACAACUGAGCCAGCUGUACGGUGAUCACGCUGUGGAGGAGCUUCCUCCUGCAAGCAUUCUUCACCUACAGAAAAGGGACAUAGCAGGAAAAGCAAGGGGAAAGAUCCCCUCUGUAGAGGUGCAGAGCGAGGUGAUCUUGCACUCUGCUCCUUUCAGCGCCCCCGAGUCUUCAGCUUAUGUGGACAAUCUGAGAGAGUCUAUUGUGUAGCAAGUGCAUGGAUCUUUCAUUGCUUUUAUUAAUCCUAAAGCACGAUAACAGCUUUUUUGAGUUAUAUUUUGACACCUGCAGCUUCCUAAUAAGAAUUCAAUGCUUCAAGGGCUUCCUAAAGGGAAUUCAAAUAAUGGAAUGUCAAGUUAAUUUGAUUCUGAAAAAGGCACAGAAUCAUGUAUGUAUCAGCGUAUCAUGUAUCAGUGUAUGCAGUUUUAAUCUCAUCCAGGUCGUAUUUUCAUGUGCCAAUUUGCUUCUUUAUCUCAGUGCAAGAGUUGCUAAACACUGGAAGUUAACAGUCUUUUUGUAAAUGCUUAAAUAAACAUUUUAAUAUCACAGAACAACUAGGUUCAUUAUGACUUAAUGUAAAAGAUGCACUACCUCUAGAAAGACACGAGCUGUGUUCAGAGUUAUCUAAUUAUCUCAUUCACUAUUCACUAUGUAGCAUUUGCUACAUAGUGAACUGCCCAGGGGACGACUGAACGACAACCAGUCUUUGUUUGCGUCACUCUGUACCUCUGGUAUCACCACUGCAUUGAAUUAUAGAGUUUGUUGUUGUUUCUGUAAUGAGAGCGAUUCUGAACACAGCUUUGAGUAUGGUUAAAGUAGGUUGGGAGAAGCGGUUCAUAUUCACAUAAAUGAUUUUGGUGAUUAUUGUUUUUUUAUUUAAUUUUUUUCUACAUUGGCCUUGUAGUAUAUGCAAAUAUUAGAUUGCAGACCUGUCUUAGUUAUAUCAAGAAAAAGUGGAAACAAUUUUUUAUGCUUAAAUAUUCCUUUGAAAACUGAAGAAACUGACUGUAACCAGAGUAUGAAAGUGAUUCUAUAUAGCUAUAUUCUAUAUGAGUCAGAGUGUUAUUGACUCUUCUUUAAGCUCAGAUCACAUUUAAUUUUACUGUAUCUGCUCUGAGUAGUAACAGAUAUACAAAUAGAGAAUGUGAUAAAAGGUUUAUCAUCUGUGAAUAGUUUUGAUACUACACUGGAGAGCUUAAAGGUGCUAAAAGGCGAUUUAUUUUUGUCUGCAUAAAAUAUGCAUUUUUUUUUCAUUUUUAAAACACUUUAUUUUCAAUUUAUUGUAGUUUAACAUCUUAACAUUUGACAACAACUACUGCUAAAAUUUAACCCCCUCUGUUUCUAGGUGAAUACACACCUAGAAAGAAAUACUCACUAAAUAAAUACACACAACCAUGCGCACACACAAAUGACUUCAUAUAAGGAUAAUAGCAUGUUUUUUUUUUUUAGGUGUCACAUCCUCUACAGAGAAUUUUUUGCACAUUCUAAAGAUUAAUUAUCGUAUUUUGUUGCAAAAUGAAAAUCCUUUCAUUUUCCCUAAAUUUAUCAGUGCUCCUUAUAAUCUGGAGCACCUUAUGUAUGAAUUCUACCAGUCAGGUUGUAAGAAGCAGUAAAGCCACUCGGCUGAAGUACAGACUUAUGCAGAAGUUUCAGUUUAGUUCCCUAGCAGUAUUAGCAUUAGCCGCUAACUGCGCUAAGUGCUAGGUCUUUUUCCAUUCACUAAAGGCUAGAUAUUUAACCAUUAAAAAGUGAGUAUAUCAGCCUGUAGCCUGCAUGUUUACUAUUUUAAAACAAGCUACGUGGCUUGUUAGCUUAUAUCACCUUUGCUUACCGGAACACUCAUGGUUCCUCAGUAUAGCGUUGUCUGGCUGCAUUAGUCGCUAACCGCGGCUGGAAAUAUGAAAAUCUUAGCUUACUGUAAAUAAAUGGAAGUGUCAAAUAAACAGUUUCCAGGAGAGAAAUCUGUAUAGAGUAAUAUCCAGCGCUCGUUUAACUUUAAAAUAUAUAUAUUUUUAAGAAUUACAGUUUUGUUUCCUUAGCUUAGCAUUACAGAUUUUACAACCUAGCGGCUAACUAAACUCAAGUGUCCAAUAGUGCGCCUUAUAAUCCUGUGUGCCUUAUGUAUGAAAAUAGACCAGAAAAUAGAUGUUUGUUGAUUGUUUGGCUGAUCAUGCGGAGCACCAUAUAGUGCUUAGAAAUCGGUAUUGAUUUCUGGGUUGGCUUUGUUUAAAUAAUGUAAAAAAAUAUGUUUUUGUGCAAAAGUAGAGACAUAUAAAAUUGUUAAAUUCAUUUAAUAUGUUAAAUUAAAAAAAUAAAUGGUCAAUAUAUUUGUUUCUCUUACACACAUUUAUCUAUACAAUAUGUAUUUUGAUCAGGGGUGUCUAAACCUUUGCUUAACUUCUGCUUGCUCUCACUUGUUGUAGAGGCUGUAUAAAACCUGUAAGCUGGUAAUCUGGUUGUAUACCUCUAUUACUAACAACAGUAUACACAUACAAGAUUGUUAAUAAUAAAUGUUAAAAAUGUAUUUCAACCUAAUAUGCCUUGGGAUCUUCUACAAACAAACCACAGUGCUGUGAAAAAAAUGUCUGAAUGUGUUGCUUAUACACAUCCACACAUGCAGUCGGGGUUUACUGAGUAAGAACAGGAAAGGGCUUGUUUGAUAUAAAGUGAAAAACAUACUAAUGCUUGACUAUCAUUAUUCAUUUUAUAACAUUAUGGUGAUUUUUUGCAUUUUACAUGUUUUUGUUUAAUUUUGUGAAUUUAAAAAUCUUACAAUUACAUUUCACUGCUUUAAUGUUUUUUUUUUCGUUUAGCUUAAACAUCACUAACACAAAACACAGGCUAUAGACUACAGAAGAAGGAAAAAGAUACAGCAAAAAUGAAGAUACAGAAUUUUAGCAUGAAGACUAUGGCAUUUUUAUUUGACUUUACUUUAUUGUGACUUUCUUUGCAAGUCUUUUAUUGAUGUUCAGAUGUUAAAUGUGUGAGCUAUAAAGACUAUGAUGACCAUACUUAUGGUCUAGUCACAUGAUAAUGCAUAUAUUGUACAAUAACCAUCUAGAAAAACAUUUGAAAACAUUUUAACAUGCAUAGUUAUUGCUUAGCCAGAUAUGCAAAUCAGACACUAUAUAUGUAACUGAAUGCAUUUUAUUCAUAUGGGGUUUAUGUUACCAACUGUAAAUACUAACAGAUUAAUAUUAAUAAUAAACAUCCAAAUAUAACGCAUAA
Astyanax mexicanus (Mexican tetra) is the source of this 8675-nucleotide messenger RNA. RefSeq names its product sodium channel, voltage-gated, type IV, alpha, b (gene scn4ab). Gene Ontology annotation, molecular function: voltage-gated sodium channel activity; protein binding. The record is from RefSeq and is a predicted model, not a curated record. The coding region runs from base 69 to 5657 and encodes 1862 amino acids. Gene Ontology annotation, cellular component: voltage-gated sodium channel complex; plasma membrane; axon. Lineage: Eukaryota; Metazoa; Chordata; Actinopteri; Characiformes; Acestrorhamphidae. Gene Ontology annotation, biological process: membrane depolarization during action potential; sodium ion transmembrane transport; neuronal action potential. The transcript is spliced from 26 exons.